Molecule: messenger RNA, 1539 nt
Organism: Neurospora tetraspora
Lineage: Eukaryota; Fungi; Ascomycota; Sordariomycetes; Sordariales; Sordariaceae
Product: Swi5-domain-containing protein
Exons: 4
Coding region: 1-1539 (512 amino acids)
Biological process (GO): meiotic DNA recombinase assembly involved in reciprocal meiotic recombination; double-strand break repair via homologous recombination; meiotic joint molecule formation
Cellular component (GO): Swi5-Swi2 complex; Swi5-Sfr1 complex
Molecular function (GO): enzyme activator activity
Source: RefSeq, a predicted model, not a curated record
AUGAGCGGGAGACCACCCCCUCGCAAGGGGCGCAGGGGCAACAACCACUCCUACAACAAUGGCGGCUCCCGAGAAAGCGGCCCCCGCUAUGCCCAGCAGUCCGAUUACGAUAGUGACGCCAUCAACACCAGCUAUGCGGUCCAGCCCAGCGAUGCCGAGAACCGCAUGUACGACCCCAAAAACUACGUGCCAGAAGUGGACGGGUCGGUUACCUAUGUGCACACCACCCGUACCAACUACGAGCUCAACAUGUCCGUGCUGAAGCGCUACGUCUCUGGCCUCCGCGCCAUCCCCUUGACCUGCUCCUUCGUCCGGCUUUACGAGUGGUCUUCAACAACAAACUCCUGGGAACUGCGCGAUGUCGAGGGCCCCAUGUUCCUUUGCGAGUGCGACCCUAUCGUCCUGCCCACAGGCCACGAACUACCACAGGUCAACCUCUUUGUGCUGAAUCGACGUAGUAUGGAGAAUCUCACCAUCAACCUGUCAAAAGUCGAGAUGUACGAGGCCACCAACGAGAAGUUUCUGAGUCUGAAAAUGGAGGCCGACGAAGCUGGCGGAACCGGGAGGGCCCUCGGCUUUCAUUUACACAGCACCGAGGAGAAAGAGGGUCAGUGUCCCGUGGAGUAUCCCGACUGGAGUCUUAUUGAGGCCCAGUGGCAGAAGGCAAGGGCAGCCUUGAGCGCGGUUAAUAACCAGGUUGUCGGGGCUCAGUAUGAGCAGGGCAUGCCGAACAACGGGGCUGCCGCUGCAGAUUACACUCAGGCGCCAGCACCAUGGGCAUCUCUGGGAGCGUUCAGUGGAAACAGCGAAGGGAUCGACAACACCAUCAUGACACCCGCCAAACUUUCCCGAGCCCCAAGGCCAUUGUCACAGUCAAGCGUCAUUAGCCUGCCUGAAAAUCUCGUUCAAGCUGCGCAAACUCAAAUUGAUCUCAUCGCCUCGUGUCGGCUUUGGCUCGACAACCACACCUCGAUCGGAUGCAAUGCUUCAUCGUGGCGCGAGGUCAACGCCAAACUUGUAUCCCAUGUUGCUGAAUACAGGAUCCGAAUCGAGGAUUUGAAGCUAAAAUACUUGGACGGAGAGCCAAUUCGAGCCGAAAAUGAAGAUCAAGACGGGGCAAUUCCCGACGAUGCAUGGAAGCUGCAAGUGCGAGAAAGCGAAUCUGAUCCACUGAUGCUCAUUUUAACGACUGGGGAGGAUGACCCGAUUGUUGAGGUCAAGUUCGAGAACCGAGAUCAACUGGAGUCAGCUAUGGGGGACAAGUACUUCGGAUAUAUCACCAAGGUGUUCCAAGCCUUUGAACAAGCCGAGUGGGAUCUUGUCCAGCAGUUCCGUAUGUCGAGGGAGAUUGAGGAGGAAAGGGAAGCACUCAGUCAACCACCAGAGGAAACAGUCCAGAAGCACAUCGACUUGCUAAAAGAGUACAACGACAUGAAGGACAUUGGCCAGCAGCUCAUUGGCUUGAUUGCCGAUAACAAGGGGAUGUCUAUCGGCGCAUUGUAUGAAGAUGGGCAGUACGGGGUGACUGCUGAUGACUGA